AUGGCCGCGGUGGGUCUGGAACAUCCACAAGGAACCGACGUGGACCCUUCCCAGCGGAGAGGAAGGAAGCAGGGAGGGGGCCGGAGAGGAGCGGUGCGCCAUUCCAGGAAGAAGGUGCAGAUUGUGCUCUGCCUGCUUCUGGUCGAGCUGUGUGAGCGCUUCACUCACUUUGGGAUUGUCUGCAACAUGGUUCUGUUCUGCACCCUGAAGCUGGGCUGCAGGAACCACCAGGCUGCCAUGGUCAACCUGUGCUUCGUUGGAGCUAACACCUUGACUCCCGUCCUGAUGGGCUGGCUGGUCGACUCUUGCACGAAGAGAACUGCACUGGUUUACAUCUGCGCACUCCUCCACUUCACAGGUACAGUCACGUUGCCACUGGUCGCUUUCCCCUUUGAGGAUUUCUAUGUUGACACGCAGCGUAACACGCACAGCCCGGCUGCAAGGGAGCAGGUCGUGCUGUUUUACGUUGCCCUUGUGGCUGCCUCUGUGGGUUCAGGAGGAAUCCGGGCCAUUGUUUGCCCAUUCCAGGCUUACCAGCUCCAGGGGUUCAACCUACACCAACUGCGAAGCUUCUUCAACUGGUUUCACUGGUUUUCCAGCUUGAAUUCGGUGUUUGUUUUUGUGAGCAUUGCCUACAUUCAGCAGUCGAUAGCCAAAAACCUGGGCUACCUCAUCCCAUUCACAUCUGUGCUCAUGACUCUCAUCACCAUUCACAUGGUGCAGAACCGACUCAUCUUUCGACCCAAGGCAGGAGGCUCUCUAAUGGCCACGGCUGGUGUUGUGGUGACUGCGCUGAAGAUGUGUUGCACAAAGUACCGUCACGUCAGUGGGGAGGUGCGAGACUGGUUGGACCGAGCCAAGGAGAACUACGGUGGCUGGUACAGCGAGGCCCACGUGAACAACGUCAAGUGCCUGGUGCGUCUCAUCCCACUCUUCGCCUGUCACAUACUCUACAGGUUCUGCAUACUACAGAUCCCAUCGGCUUACUUCAUACAAACAAUGCACUCCAACCUGAACUACAGAGGGUUUCUCCUCCCAGUAGCAGCCCUGAAUGUAGUGGGCCUCAUCCCUGUGUUGCUGAUCGCUCCCUUCCUCGAGUGCCUUGGAUCCUACCUCCUGAGUCUUCACAGAGACCCAAUAUCACCACUCACGCAGAUCGUUCUUGGACACCUGUGUGCAACGUUGUCCCUGGUGGUGGCAGGGAUAUCGGAAGUACACAGGAGGAAUUUCCUCCUGGUGGAGCAGGUGCUAUCCGGGAAGGUGCUCCUUGUAUCUUCCAUGCCCUGCUUCCAGCUCACUCCUCAGUACCUUCUCCUUGGAGUCGCCGAGGCACUGGUCACGCCAGCCUAUACACUGAUCACAUUUAGACUCUCUCCAAAGAGCAUUCAAGGAAUUGCAAUGCAUUUCAUGGCUCUCUUCAAUUGUGUGGGCUGCUUUGUAGGAGCGAUUAUAAUUCAAAGCAUCUAUCAAGUAUUUGGAGGCCAAUGGUUUCCAGAUGAUCUGAACAAUGGGAAUUUGGACCGAUUCUUUUUCAUUGUCGCAGCAUUCAUGCUCCUAAACCUCCUGGCCUUUUGGCGAAUCUCACACAGGUACAGGGACCUUCGUCAAGAAGAGGACUGGUGCGUGAAAGGAAGUCUCCUGGACAAACUAAUAGAACAUGAAAAGUCUCUGAAAUUCUAUGACAGCAUUCUGGAAAGUUCCACCACCUUCUGUCCUGUGGAAGUGGUUCUUUGAAACAAGCCCUUUGGAUACAGGGUUUUACAGGGCCACAAGCCGAAUGGAGGCAAAUGGGACUAGCCCAGUAUGGCAACUUGGUCGAUAUGGACAUGGUGGGCUGAAGGGCCUGUUUCCAAAGUAGAUAGUACCAAUGUUUAUAUUUGAAAUGAUCUGCAAUUUAUCAUAAAGUUAGUCAUACAGCACAGAAACGGGCUCUUCGGCCCACUGAGUCCACGCCGACCAGUGGUCGACCAGU
Molecule: messenger RNA, 1972 nt
Organism: Amblyraja radiata (thorny skate)
Lineage: Eukaryota; Metazoa; Chordata; Chondrichthyes; Rajiformes; Rajidae
Gene: slc15a5
Product: solute carrier family 15 member 5
Exons: 9
Coding region: 1-1734 (577 amino acids)
Biological process (GO): transmembrane transport
Cellular component (GO): membrane
Molecular function (GO): transmembrane transporter activity
Source: RefSeq, a predicted model, not a curated record